GCCGCGGCGGCCGGUGAUGACGACAUAUUCACACGACUUGUAGUUCCUGUCGGGCAGCCGGUUUUUGUCGGUGUCGUACACUCGUAUGGCUGGCGGCAGGAUGAAGCUGGAGCUGUCGCGGGUGGUUCAGGGGAGAAGUCGGCUGGGUGUCCUGAAGGGGCUCGGCAGGACGGGGCAGCACUGUGUGGAGGUGCCGGGGUGUCUGCUGUACACACACCUGGGCACUGUGCCACACCUCACCCAGGACACACUGCACACCCUGAGCUACAUCCCCUCUGUCACUCAAGUCACGCUGUCCAAUAUCACCCAGGACGUGUUGGAGGAGUUUAGGAUGGAUUCAGGAAAGUUUGCAGGUCUUCAUGAUACUGUGUUGUACUGCUCGCUUCACGACCCUGCGGCCCCCUGCCCAACAGGUUACACCACAAACAAGACGGUGUCCGUGUGGGGCAGCGGUGGGCGGAUAGAGCUGACGGUGGCCAAGUUCAUGACUCUCCAGAGGGCCGUGCAGCCAGACUGGUACCAGAGCAUGGCAGAUGGAGAAACGUGGCAGAGCAACACCUCACGCAAAAGGGUUCGAAAGUCGGUGGAUCGGACUCUCGCCCACUUGGAUGAGUGUCUGCUGGUGCACCAAAAAUCCCAGGAGUUGGAAGGAGUUGAGGUGUUCGGGGUGGUGGAGGGGGGAGACAUCCUGGAAGAGAGGGUGCGCUCAGCCAGGGAGACCGCCAAGAGGCCUGUAGCAGGAUUCUGCUUGGAUGGCCUCCAGACGGGCUCCAUGGACUGGGCUCUGAGAACCCAGCUCAUCACUGCUGUGACCAAGGAGCUGCCUGAGGACAAACCCAGACUGCUGCAGGGCGUCGGACGACCUGAUGAGGUGCUGGAGUGCGUGGAUGCCGGUGUGGACCUGUUUGAGAGUUUCUUUCCCUUCCAGGUGACAGAGCGAGGCUGCGCUCUCUGCUUCAGCUUUGACGUGUCUCCGGACCCGGAGCGCGCAGGUAGAGCGCCCCCUGCAGUGCUGGAGCUGGACAGAGAGAAGGAGACGCCGGGCGAGACGCAACAGAAUGGAGAUCUUAAUCUGGAUGAUCAAACACAGAUGACAUCCUUUGAGAUCAAUCUCAAAGACAAGAGGUACCAGGGCGACUUCAGGCCCCUGGUGGAGGGGUGUGGCUGCUACUGCUGUAAGAACCACCAGAGGGCAUACCUACACCACCUGCUGGUGACCAAUGAGCUACUGGCUGGAGUCCUGCUCAUGAUCCACAAUACAGCCCACUAUCACGGGUUCUUCAGCGCCCUGAGGGAAGCUCUGGCAAACGAUAAACUGGACCUCCUCAAGAGUCGGGUACUUCGGGUGACAGAUGGGCAGACAGAAAGAAAGGACUAAGAUGAAUAAAUCAGAGAUGGGAGAGAGAUUGAUCUUGCUUUUUCUUCUAAAGGAUCACUGGACUGACUUGGCCAGUGGCAAUCAAAGCUCUAUCUUGCUCUUCCCAGCCCUGUCAGAGGAUGAACCGUGAUACUGCAGAGACCUUGAGACUGAGUCAGUCCAUAUGUUGCUGAACUCAUGUCUCUCAAGCACGUUUAGGAGAGGAGGAUGAAAAGAGAACCGAGCAGAUAAAGACAGCCGUUUGAUGUUUGUCCUUUGGGUUUGUGUCCUGGUUUAACUUUAGGAGGACCGCUCCCUUAAGCUUGUGUAAUGAUCUGUGCUGAUAGCAAGAAGACAGAGUCAGGGUUGUGGUUUCUGAAGAGGGAAAGGAGCUGGAUAAGAGGUCAGGAGGAAUCUGCAUUAAGAAAGAAAUGUGAGGAUGGAUGGAGGUGGACUAUGACUGAAUCCCUUUGUGCCUCCUGUUGUGGUCUGAUUGCUGGGCAGGGGAUGGCUAAUAUCUUCUGGACUCACUGGCAUAGGAAUAGAGCAGAGGGGGAAACAACGAGUGACCAGUUAUUAGAGAGAAAAAAUGAAAAACGUUCUCAUGGUAUACAAUAAAAAGUCAUGUUUUCCUCAAGG
Molecule: messenger RNA, 1996 nt
Organism: Morone saxatilis (striped sea-bass)
Lineage: Eukaryota; Metazoa; Chordata; Actinopteri; Moronidae
Gene: qtrt2
Product: queuine tRNA-ribosyltransferase accessory subunit 2
Exons: 9
Coding region: 86-1378 (430 amino acids)
Molecular function (GO): tRNA-guanosine(34) queuine transglycosylase activity
Source: RefSeq, a predicted model, not a curated record